This is a messenger RNA of Ricinus communis (castor bean), 1242 nucleotides long. Its product is annotated as polygalacturonase inhibitor. Bases 132 to 1118 code for a protein of 328 amino acids. Gene Ontology annotation, molecular function: protein binding. The transcript has a single exon. NCBI's taxonomy places the organism in Eukaryota, Viridiplantae, Streptophyta, Magnoliopsida, Malpighiales, Euphorbiaceae. The record is from RefSeq and is a predicted model, not a curated record.
UUAUUGUAGUGGGAACAUAUAUAUAUAUAUAUUUUUUUCUUUUUUGACUUUUUCGAGCCAAAACUACAAACAAGAUUAAAUACCCUAACCUCUAUAAAUGUAACAUUCAUGAAGCAAUACCAAUUCUAAAAAUGAAGACCCUUUUCCAUUCCCUACUCAUUUCCACUCUCUUUUCCCUUUCCUUCUCAGAACUAUGCAAUCCCCGUGACAGAACGGUUCUCCUCCAAAUCAAACAAGACUUUGGCAAUCCUUACCUUCUUGCUUCAUGGAAAUCAGACACAGAUUGCUGCAAAGAGUGGUACCAAGUAAAGUGUGACAGAACCACCCACCGCAUCAUUUCCCUCACCAUUUUCGCCGGCGAACUUUCCGGCCAAAUACCUCCUGCAGUUGGUGAUUUACCUCAUCUCGAAACCCUUAUGUUCCACAAGCUAACAAACAUUACAGGCCCUAUACAACCCACUAUUGCCAAGCUCAAAAACCUCAAGUCACUCGAGCUUGAUCGGCUAAAUCUUACAGGUUCUAUACCUAAAUUUCUAAGCCAACUCAAGAAUCUUACUUUCUUGGAUCUUUCUUUCAAUAGUCUCUCUGGAUCAAUACCAAGUUCACUUUCUUUAUUGCCAAAUCUUGAUGCUCUCCAUUUAGAUAGAAACAGGCUUACAGGAUCAAUCCCAGAAUCAUUUGGUGCAUUUCAAGGCAGAGCACCAGCUCUUUACUUGUCUCACAAUCAAAUUUCAGGUACAAUUCCUGCUUCAUUAGCCAAUAUGGAUUUCAAUUUCGAAGUCGAUUUCUCUCGCAAUAAACUUGAAGGCGAUGCUUCCAUGUUGUUUGGACCAAACAAAACUACCCAAUUCAUAGAUCUUUCAAGGAAUUUGUUGGAGUUUAAUCUAUCAAAAGUUGAGUUUUCAAGCAGCUUGGCAUCGUUAGAUCUGAAUCACAACAAGAUUUAUGGUAGCAUUCCUGAGGAGUUAACUCAAGUAAAUUUAUCAUCGUUCAAUGUAAGUUACAAUAGGCUUUGUGGGCAGAUUCCAAAUGGUGGUCAGCUGCAGAAGUUCGAUACUACGACAUAUUUCCACAACCGGUGCUUGUGUGGUGCUCCUCUUAAAAACUGCAGCAAGUAGAGAUGGUACCUACCCUGAGAAGUAUUUUCUGGUGUAUGAUUUUGGAAGUGGUAUGUUAAUGAUGAAAUUUUGCUGAGGCAGUUAAUCUAAUUAUAAAAUAAUUUAUAAAUUAUGUUUUGAGAAA